UUCUUUCUGUCCUUAUGAGAUUGGGGGUGUUUUUUCGCACGUUUCAAGUUUCUUAGUAGUUGCGGCGAGAUACACAUCUGUAUUUGGAUGUGAAACUCACUUAAUAGCUUGUAUUUUGGCACAUCUCAGAGCUAGACAAGACUAUUUAAUUUGCUAAGUCUCGCUUCUGCAGCUACAUGUAAUUUUCUUCUCCUGCUAAAAGUCCUUUGGAAACGCUGCAGAAACGUAAUGAAUAUGCAAAGCAGCCAGUUCUCAAAUCCGAAUCCGGUUUGUCUUCAGAGACUUUUCAAAACGCCCAAAGUGAUCAAGAUGUAUUAUGAAAUAAUCACUUUUACUUAAAAUACAGGAAUGUGAUGUUUCGCGCUUUCUCGUGCGUAUUCCUAAUAGAGUUGGUGACAGCUCAAAUAUAAUUUCACCUCAAAUAAAAGCCUCUAAAAAUCAGUUAGGGUUGCUCAAUCGGUUUUACUUCUAGUGCAGCCUUGAAAAGCAGGAAAACUGCAAGUAGAGUCCUUGCCCCAUGCUUACAUCCCACAGCUCCCGCGUUUUCCUUCUCCCGGUCCUUCACCCACGUCCACCACCUGCUCGCUGCAGCCAUGUAUCUUCCUGCCACCUCCGGGAAAUGUGCAGCUUUGAUCUCAGACCAGGCAGGACGGGAAGAAAUGAGUGUUUUCCCGUGGUUAAUGAUACUGAGCCGGGCUGCCUCCGCUGCCGGCUAUCUUGAUAGAGGGAGCUGGUUGCAGGAAUAGGUUGUGAUUCCUGCUCUGGUUGUUUACAAAUAUUUAGUCGUGCUCUGUGGUGUUCUUGUGGUUUUUGUUUUCCUUUUUCCUAGGAGUUAUGUUUGUGGUCAGAGUUAAGGUGACAUCCAGCGUUUGGAGAGGAGGGCUCGGCAUAUGGGGUGAUAGGCUGUGGAUGUGAAUGAGGUCAGCUAGCUUACCUCCUUUCCCAGAUUUGUCGGCUGUGAGCUGAGGCGAGCCGGUGGAGCGGACUGGUAAUGUCUAGAAAAGCAGUGGAGCUGUUGGUGUGGUGAGGCUCUCUCGGAAAGGGAAGGGAGCCUUCCCAUUGUUAAGGUUUAGAAAUACUUGGGAUGUCAUUGAGGUUUUGUUAUCCGUGAUGGCGUCAGCUCUACCCAGAACCCUUGGGGAAUUGCAGCUGUAUCGAAUACUACAAAAAGCAAAUCUCCUAUUCUACUUCGAUGCCUUCAUUCAGCAGGGUGGUGAUGAUGUCCAGCAGCUCUGUGAAGCAGGUGAAGAGGAGUUUUUGGAGAUAAUGGCUCUUGUAGGCAUGGCUAGCAAGCCUCUUCACGUCCGAAGGCUGCAGAAGGCUUUGAGGGACUGGGUCACAAACCCUGGUCUUUUUAACCAGCCUCUCACCUCCUUACCGGUCAGCAGCAUUCCAAUCUAUAAGUUGCCAGAAGGGUCUCCUGCGUGGCUGGGGAUAUCCUGCAGCAGUUAUGAAAGGAACAGCAGCACCAGGGAGCCUCACCUGAAGAUUCCAAAGUGUGCUGCCACGACGUGUGUGCAAAGUGUGGGUGCAAGCAAAUCCGAUGUGGUGGGGAACUUGCCACUGCAGAGCGGCAGCGAGCCGAGGCUCUGGCAAGGACACCACACCACAGAGAGUGAACAUAGUCUUUCUCCAGCUGACCUUGGCUCUCCAGCUUCACCAAAGGAAAACAGUGAGACCCUGGAUGCUGCUGCUGCUCUGUCAGUUGCUGAAUGCGUAGAACGUAUGGUUCCCUCCCUGCCCAAAAGUGACUCGAACGAAGUCAAGGAGUUACUGAAAACAAAUAAGAAACUGGCAAAGAUGAUUGGUCACAUCUUUGAGAUGAGUGAUGAGGACCCUCACAAAGAGGAGGAGAUCCGGAAGUACAGUGCAAUAUAUGGCAGAUUCGACUCAAAAAGAAAGGAUGGCAAGCAUCUCACCCUCCACGAGCUAACAGUUAAUGAAGCAGCCGCUCAGCUGUGUGUAAAAGAUAACGCCUUGUUGACCAGGAGAGAUGAACUCUUCGCACUAGCUCGGCAAAUCUCUCGAGAAGUUACAUACAAGUAUACUUACAGGACCACCAAAUCUAAAUGUGGAGAAAGGGAUGAGCUGUCACCAAAGAGAAUCAAGAUAGAGGAUGGUUAUCCUGAUUUCCAGGACACGGUCCAGACACUCUAUCAGCAAGACAAAAUGCCACUUGCUUUGGCUAAAGGGAAGAAUGAAGACUCAACAGCUCUUAAUUCCCAGUCAGAAAAGGUGAUGGCAAAACAGAUGGAAUUUCUUUGCAACCAGGCUGCAUUAGAGAGACGUCUUUCCACAGGGUGUUACAGGCAAAACUCAGAAGAGCACAGCCCGAAUGGCAUGUCAUUAGAUAACACUGAUGGACAAGGUGAAAGACCGCUGAAUCUCCGAAUGUCCAGUCUGCCAAGUAGACAGUUGCAGCACAUUUCACUUGAUGGAGAGCAGCAUGUUGGAAAACCUCUGUGCGGUGAUCUGAUACGGCUUUACCCCAGUGGUGAGGCAAAGUCCCAGUCUUCAGAAGGUCUUGGUAUUUUAAAGGAUUUUCCUCAUUCGGCUUUUAACAACAUAGAAAGGAAGGUCAUAAAAACAGAACCUGAAGACACAAGAUAGUCAUUCUGCUCUGGAAAAUGGUGUCGUAAUAACGAAUGAAACUUCACAAGAGAAAAAAACCAGCCUUAAUAACCAGUGUUGCCUCAUUCAAAUACGAGAUUUCAAUAGCCAAAGCCUAAGAACUGGUACAGUAAUGUGUGGAAACAGGAAAGCAAGAGACACUGCAAACUAAAACAGUAAUACAGGUGGAUAAACAUUCCUGUAAAAGUGGUUUUAUAACAUGGGAAGAUUCACAAAUUAAUAUUGUGGGUCUUCAUUAUUUAAGAAUGUAUUAUGUAUUUGUAUAACUUAUCAAAGUAAAUCUAGAUGUUGGGACGUGUAUUGAGUCCAGUAGAUGUGGCUACAGUUCAUUUUACUUGAAAUUUCAAUGUCUAUUUUAAGUGUACCUAGCGUAGAUAUGGUUGUUAAACAUUUGAAUUAAAAUUCAUUGGAGAAUUAGGAAUGCGAACCUUGUGACACAAUUAACAGCAAGUUUGCAACAAUAGUGUAGAAAAAGGAAAAUGCAUAAAAUAUUUCAUGGUUUAAAAUGUUAUGUGGAUAUAGCAUUUGAUAGACCUAGACCCUGAUUCUGUAUUAUAGCGGACGUACUUGACACUUAACUAUUGUUACAUCACUUUCAAUGGUUUCAGCAGCCUUUGUGUAACACACUUACAGCAUAAUACUUACCUACAGCUCAGGAGUGUAGAGAAUGCCAGUUGGAAGAGGCCAUAUGAUUGGCUCCCAUUUCCUUGGGGGGAAAAAAACUAUGGUUUGAUAAUACUGUACAAUUACUGAAAUCUCAGCUGGUGGGAAACCCAAGAGACAAUGUAGCAUGGACAGGGCUGCAAAAAUUGUGAUUCAGACCAUUAUAACUUUUUGGACUUCUCUGUGGAUCUUUCAAAAACAAAAAGCAUCCUAGGUGUGGCAGAGAUGAAGUAUGGUGCAUGAUUUAUGCAUUGAUGUAAAAGGUUGCACUUGAUAUCCAGAAACCAUAAAAUCUUUUGGAGGAGAAGACGAGGAGUUACAUCUUUAGCGUGUGACUCCUAAUUAAGUGCUGUCCAGCCCACAUGAUUCUAUGAAUAUACCGUAUACUGCAUACAGUAUGCCAAUACGUUUCUUUAUAUAUGUGAUUAAUUAACAUCUGUAUUCUUUAUUUAUUUGACAGUUUUUAUUUUUUGUACAUUUUCACUUUUGCAGAUGUCAUUUUAUCUAAGGAGAAAUAGUCGGCAUAUAACUUUGGAAUUUACCAUGGCGUGUUUGUGUGCAUCCGUUUUCCCUCUGUGCAACUCCCUCAAUAAGAGUUGCUUUCCAGCAGUCAAAACAGUUAUAUGCCUCAGUUUCUGAAUACAGUUUUUGCUUACAACAUGUUCUGGAGGGGAAAGGGAGGGCUGAAGACAGUAAGUUACCGUGCCAGCAGGUAAACUUCCAUAUUCAGGUGUGCACUUCAUGUCUGCAGUUUGCUCUGUGUCAUAGAUGUGUAUUAACGAUUCAGUCACAGUCUGUGUUGUACUGAAACAGUCAGCAAAAUGUGAGCUGAAAUGUCUACACUGCAGUCUCUUAUCACUGUAAACAUAUCUAAUUAUUUUAUCACUUGAUUUGUGGAACAAAGCUUUAUAGUAGAAACACCAGUAAACAACUUUUUAUACUAUUCAAAUGUUUGUUUUUUUAAAAAAUGUUUCUUGAACUGUAUGGUACUGUUUCACUUACUGAAGUAUCUUUAAGCAAUGGAGUUCGCAGCUUUGCUGUUAGAAAUAAGAGACUGAAUGUGUAGUUAUAUUUCCUCUUUCCUGUUGUGUGAGCUAGUGAUGCAGAUAAGAUUGUAACGUUAGCCAGUGCCCUGGUUAGUAUCUGAGUAGCUUUCAUGAGACAUGUAUGGAACUUGUUAAAGGACAGCUUAAGGUUUGAACUGUACAGCUGGUGUGAUAGAAGGUACCAAGCAACAAAACUUUAGAGAUGCAGAAAAUGUUCUGGUUUUUCAACACCUGGCACAAUCAACAGUUGUAUGGAUCGCAGAAGAAGCUCUUAAGCUUGCUGGUCUCUUCGAUUAAAGUGAGAGGAAGAAAAAAGAACUUGCUAAGCAGCACGCUGUUUCAGUUGAGUCCAGAAUUUAUUUUGUAAACACUAAUGUAUUAAAUUUGCUAUAAAUUAAAGUAUAUAACAGUUAUAUUUUUGAGUUGUAAAUACAGUACUUUGUGUCACGACCAGUUGGUUCUCUCCAGGGUGAUAUUUCAGUCUAUAGUCCAACAGGCCAUUUCAGUCUCAAUAAGCUGGAAGCAAUUUUUUUUACUGGUUUGCAGCUGUAUGAUAAUUACUUUUUUUUAACUGGGGGGGGGUGGGAGGUGCAUUCCGAGUUUGCACAUACAUUUGGUAAUAGCAAAUACUCAAGCAUUGGUCUUUCCAUGACAGAGGUCUUGGUGGACUGCAACUGGGCUUAGCCUCUGGAGCCGCAGGUGAAGGCUUGCCAUCAUCUGCUCUGGAAGGGUUGGUAGAUUCAGGGUACCCUGGAUCAAAGGCCAGCCCUGCAGAUGAUGCCUGUUCUUAUUCACAUGUUUAUAUUGUUGCUUACAAAAUAAAAUUCACCGUGAGAACUC
Molecule: messenger RNA, 5180 nt
Organism: Pezoporus flaviventris
Lineage: Eukaryota; Metazoa; Chordata; Aves; Psittaciformes; Psittacidae
Gene: NAB1
Product: NGFI-A binding protein 1
Exons: 9
Coding region: 1111-2610 (499 amino acids)
Biological process (GO): negative regulation of DNA-templated transcription
Cellular component (GO): nucleus
Molecular function (GO): transcription coregulator activity; transcription factor binding
Source: RefSeq, a predicted model, not a curated record